Messenger RNA from Dovyalis caffra, 369 nucleotides. The record is from the annotation of a GenBank genome assembly. NCBI's taxonomy places the organism in Eukaryota, Viridiplantae, Streptophyta, Magnoliopsida, Malpighiales, Salicaceae.
AUGGUUCAAGUUUGGAUAUUUUACAUGAGUUCCAACAAGGUAGAAGUUUUUGCUAAAUUGAGAAGUGUUGUUGGAAAGGUGAUUGAAUUACAUGUUAUCAAGCCAAUUGUUGGGGUUGUCACAGAUUACCAUCCUGAAUUUCCUGAUUAUAAAAGAUGCAAGACUAGGAGGAGAGUUGGAUUCAAUCACGUAGCAGGGGGCUUGGGAAUCGCUUUUGGUUCUGACACGCUGCCAUAUAGGACUAACUUCGAAACAACUUAUAUGCAUGAAGCUACUGACAAGAAAGAUGUUGAACGUGCUAAAGCUGUUGCUGUGGUAGAAAACAAACACGCAAAAUGGACGUGCGUUCUGUUGAGGGAGAACUGGUGA